Messenger RNA from Amborella trichopoda, 1878 nucleotides. RefSeq names its product Pyridoxal-5'-phosphate-dependent enzyme family protein. The record is from RefSeq and is a predicted model, not a curated record. Gene Ontology annotation, molecular function: D-cysteine desulfhydrase activity. NCBI's taxonomy places the organism in Eukaryota, Viridiplantae, Streptophyta, Magnoliopsida, Amborellales, Amborellaceae.
UCUCAACCUCGUUCUCCAUCGUUUGGAAACUAGGGUUUCCACUUCUGGUUUUGCCUCCUCCUGUUUGUUCUUACCUAAAAUUAUCGCCCUUUUUUCAUGUGAUAGUUGGAUUAUUCACUAAAUUUUACUAUAACUUCAAUGUAUUUUAACCUUCUCUCUCUUCCUUCUGAAAUGGUGAAAAUGCAGCUUAUUGUUCCUUUGAGGCCAUGAAAGAUAUGUUUUUUUCUAAUUUCAAAGCAGGUCAAUAAGAAUACACUAUCAGAGUUGCUUAACAGAAGAUGGAUGAUGCUUCAUCCAGAUACCAAGAUCCACCAGAUCUCAUUUUUUGAUUUAACAGGAGAGCAUAAAGAUGCAUCAAGUAUCAAGUUAUCAUUCUCCAACAAUACUCAACCAUCUUUAGGUGAUGGCCUUCAAGGGGUGAAGAAUUCUGAGAAUUAUCUUUUUGUGGUAAGAGAUGAUUUGUUACACCCAUUUGUCAAUGGAAAUAAGGCAAGGAAGCUAGAUGCUCUACUUCCACUUCUACAGGCCCAUGGAGUGACUGAUGUGGUUACAUGUGGAGGAUGUCAAAGUGCUCAUGCAACAGCUCUAGCUGUUUCAUGUGCUGAGAGAGGACUAAGAUGUCAUUUACUUUUACGGGGAGAACAGCCGGAAACUCAAACAGGUUACAACCUACUAUCAGGGAUGUACGGUGGCGUUACGUAUGUACCGAGGUCACUUUAUGCAAAUAGGGAAGAAAUGCUAAAUAGACACGCAUACAAAGUUGCAGGCAGCCAUGGCUCAGUGGUUUCCUUGGAUGAUAUGCUGGAUUCAUCUUUACUGCUUCCUUCUAGGCAAAUGAAUGUUGCAUCUCUGGGAAAUGAUAGCAGACAUCAAUCUGCAUCCAAAGGAAGUACAAGAAAGGUUGUUAUAGUGAAGGAAGGUGCAGGAGAUGCCAUAGCCUUGCUAGGUGUCAUGAGACUUGUGGAUUAUCUAUCUCAAACUCAAAUAUUUGGACGGAGUCACUCUCUGAAAAUUGUUGUAGAUGCUGGCACAGGGACAACUGCUGUUGGAUUAGCAUUGGGGGUCUUGUGUUUGGGGUUGCCUUGGGAAGUAACAGGAAUAAUGUUGGCUAAUACUAUUGAAGGAUAUAGAAAGCAAGAAGCCCGCUUGAUUUCUGACUUCAAGAGGUUUUGUGGUUGGGACAUUGACUAUGCAUCAAACGGCGCAGGCUCUAACUGCGUACAGUGGGUGGAACGAAUCUCUCCAAGGAAGUUUGGCAAUACAUUAGAAGGAGAAUUGGAGGCAUGCCAACAAAUUGCAAGGCAAACAGGCAUUCUAGUCGACCCUGUCUAUACGCUUGCUGCAUGGCAGCAUGCAACUGCUUUCUGUCAAAGUCUUCGAGAAAAUGACAAUGCAAAGGUUGUAAUGCUUCACACAGGCGGCACGCUUGGCUUGUUUGGAUUGGCUCAGAGAUACAAGAAUUACUUUCACGGGCUUCAGCAAAGUAAUCACGGAUGAUUGUCCAAGACUGUGGAUAGUUGGAUCAUUAUCCAAUCUCGAAACAUGGAUACUUAUGCAAGUCACCAUUACUUAAGCAACCUUGCAUCUCAAAGUAAGGAAUAGGCUCAAGGUUAGAUGGUCAAGGUGGUGGUACAUCAGAACUUGAUGUCCUGAGUUCGGUUCCUGCAUUUAUGAACUCCCAAAAAAAAAAACACACUUGCAUCCGAAAGUUGGUGGUUGACUCUUCCUGCUUGGAACUGAGAGAAAUUUUUGUUUACAUGGAACCAGUAGAAAUUUUAUUGUAUCAUUCCCUCCCUUCUAUUUAUUGGAGAGAGAGUGUGUGUGUUUUAUGAAACUCUUUGACCGCUGAAUUUACAGUAUCCUACUUUCAUCUGAUCA